CCUGAUGGUGCUCCAUCUAAAAGAGAAGUGUGCAUCAAGUGGAUCUGGAGUUGACAAGAGAUGAGUCGCAGACAGCAGGCAGAAGCAGGAGCAGAACGAUCCCUUUAUGACAAGACUUCAACACAACGAUCAGGAUGAUUUCCUGUCACGAUUAUGGAUUUAAUUCGCUAUUAUAGUUUUGAAUUACUUGCAUGCACCAUUUUCAUCUCUUCACUGUUUGUGAUAGAUGCAGGUGCAUCUCCUGACAGGCUGCCUUCACCAGUGGACCAGUGCUCUCCAAACCCGUGCCAAAACAGGGCGAUAUGCAGAAUCCGCGGGGACGGCUACUCGUGCUUCUGUGUGCCGGGGUUUCAGGGUGCUCACUGUCAAAUUGACGUGAAUGAAUGUGUUUCACAGCCCUGCAGGAACGGGGCCACCUGUGUGGACAGAGUGGGCAGGUUCUCCUGUCUGUGUUCUACUGGGUUCACUGGGGCCAUUUGUGAAGUCCAGAUUGAUGAGUGUCAAUCACAGCCAUGUCUCAAUGGCGGCAGUUGCCAUGACUACGCCAGUGGCUUCACUUGCACCUGCCUGCCCGGUUUCCAAGGAGACCAAUGCGAAAUCAACAUUGACGAGUGCCAAGAGCAGCCAUGCCAAAAUGGGGCUCUGUGUAUAGAUUGGGUGAAUGACUACAGCUGUGACUGCUCUCACACAGCCUUCACUGGCAGACUCUGUGAGACACCACUGCCACCCUGCCUCUCUGAACCCUGCUUCAACAGCGCCAUCUGUGAGGACAACAAGGGUAACUACAGCUGUGAGUGCCUGCCAGGGUUUGAGGGUCGUCAGUGUGAUAUCGACAUCAGUGAGUGUGGCAGCAACCCCUGCAUGCAUGGAGGCCGCUGCAUUGAGAGGUCGUGGCAGGCUCUGUAUGGCAGCGAGCCUCUGCUGUCUGAACACUAUGACCAGCAGCAUGCUGCAGGCUACAUCUGCAGCUGUCCUCGAGGAACUACAGGUUCCCUCUGCCAGGAGGUGAUAAACCAGUGUGACCCCAGUCCCUGCCAGAAUGGGGGCAGAUGUGAGAGCCAUGUUGGAGGCUACAUUUGCCACUGCCACAAACAGAGUCCCGAUGACGUUCUCUAUGGCGGUGUAAACUGUGAUGUGAGGAUAGUGGGCUGUGAGGGACAUACAUGUCAAAACCAAGGCUCCUGUUCUCCUUUCCUGUUGGAUGGAAUUAGUGGAUAUACCUGUUCCUGCUCAUCUGGGUACACUGGACACCUCUGUGAGACCCCCACCACCUUCUCCUUUGAACGCAGAGGCUACCUGCUGCUGCAUAGUCCCCUGGUUGAUUCUGUGGUGUACUGCAACGUCACCCUUAGCUUCAAGACAACUCUGCCCAGAGCAUUGUUGUUCCAGCGGAACUACAGGGGGCUGCUGCUGAGCCUGGAGCUGCACGAAGGACAGCUCCGCCUCACACUGAGGAAGGAGGCCUCUGCUGGGGCUGAAGCAGAAAGCCCAAGCCAGGUCCUGGAGCUUCCAAAAAAUGUCACAGAUGGAGAGUGGCAUACUGUAGAGGCUGUGCUCGGGAGCUGGAUGCUCAGUUUGACUCUCUUGGAUGAUGAUGGGAGCUGUGGGAGCCAGUCGUGUCACAAGGUGGCCCCAGUCCAAAGCACCCUGACCAUGCUGGUGUCACCUCCUCAGAACACUUUCAUUGGAGGGGUGCUCCAAGACUCAAAUAGCCCCAGUAAUGACUCCUUACUUCCAGCAUUUAUUGGCUGCAUGCGGGAUGUGUUAGUGGACUGGCAGCUCGUCGUCCCCGAGGAAUGGCUAAGCAACUCUGCUGUUAAUGUGUCCCCUGGCUGCAGCCAUAGGGACCGCUGCCUGGACGUGCCUUGCCAAAACGGAGGACAUUGUAUCAACCUUUGGCAGAGCUACCAGUGCCGAUGUCCGAGGCCUUAUAAGGGUCAGGACUGUGAGGAGGAACAUGUGACCACACGCUUUGGAAACGAGGGCUCUCAGAGUUACGCAGCGUUCACUGUCACUGAUGAUCUGGGUCAUGACCUCUCCAUCUCCUUCUUCCUGCGCACACGGAGGCACUAUGGACUCCUUCUUGUGCUCGUCAACAGCAGCAGCCAGUACCUGCACAUGUGGCUGGAGGACGGCAAGGUCACAGUUCAGCUCAAUAACUUUGAGAGCCUUAAGGCGGAGAGUGCGAUUAAUGACGGGGAAGUCCACUUUGUGAGCGUAGAGGUAUCGGAGGAUCGUAUGGCGCUGUAUGUAGCAGCUCAGAAACAGGGUGAUGUGGAAGUCAGGACGAUCAAUGUCCAAGCAGGAGAUACUGUGCAUGUGGGAGGUCUGUUGGGGAGUUGGACGACUUCAGUGUUCGGUGGACAUUUUAAAGGCUGUAUUCAGGACCUCAGGAUCAACGACAGGCGGCUUUCGUUCUUUGGGCUGGACACCUCUGUGGGAUCUUAUCCUCUGAUGUUAAUGGAGAAUGUGACUGUUGGAUGCUCUGGGGACAAUGCCUGCAGUAUGAACCCUUGUCUAAACGGUGGGAUGUGCUACUCCGUGUGGGAUGACUACACCUGCACCUGCCCUCCAAGUACAGCAGGGCGGCGCUGUGAGGAGGUCAGGUGGUGCGAGCUGUCUCCUUGCCCCACAGACUCAGAGUGCAGGGUGUUGAACCAGGGCUAUGAAUGCUACUCCAACGCAACUUUCCUGAAUGACAGCACUGUGUUGUCCUACCGGGGAAACGGCAAAAUAUCCCGAAAUCUAACUAACCUCUCCCUAAACCUUCGCACACGAAAGCGUAACACAGCUAUACUCCACGCUGAGAAGGGCUCAGAAUUCGUCACACUCUCCGUCCAGGGAGGUUUCUUCUUCAUGGAGCUUCAGAGCACCAGUGUGGACGACAGGGAGGAGGAGGAGGCGGAGGGAAGGCAGGCUGUGACUACGGUCAGUCUCAGCAGCAGGACGAGUGUUAGUGAUGGUGAGUGGCAUGGCGUCCACCUGUUCAUGGCAGCGCCAUGGGCGCAUACGUCCCGGUGGACUCUGGCGCUGGAUGAUGAAAUAGAGGAAGCUAGCAAGAUGCAGGGAGGCAACCUGAACUUUCUCAGGCAGGGGGUGGACCUCUUCUUAGGGGGCCUGGCCCCUGAGGCUGGGUGGUCCCUGGCUGGGUGCCUGGGCACAGUAGAGCUAGGUGGCAUUGCCCUGACUUACUUUAGCUCCUCUGAUGUGAACCUCCCACGCCUGCAGGAGGAGCGGUUCAUCCUGACAUCCCUGCAACCACCGCUCCUCGGCUGCAGCGGGGGCCCCGUGUGUGAGCCCAACCCCUGCCUGAACGAAGGGGAGUGCCAGGACCUUUUUAACACCUUUAACUGCAGCUGUACGACGGCCUGGGCCGGGGGACGCUGCAGCUUCUUCACUGACACAUGCGCUUCCAGUCCCUGCGUUCACGGCAACUGCAGUGUGAACGGGCUGGCCUACGAGUGCACGUGUGAGUCCGGCUACGGGGGCGUGGACUGUGAUGAGCAGGUGGAUAUGUGUGAAAGACACCUGUGUGCCCACGGAGGCACCUGUCUGCAUGGAAUGGACAGGUACGCCUGCCUCUGCCCUGAGAACUACACUGGACCCUUUUGCAAUGAACGCAUUGAAGAGAUACCAUGGUACAUUGUUGUCAGAAAAGUACGGCCUAAGCCAACUGUUUCUGUGUGCGGCGAUGACACCAGAAACUACACUUGCUUCAAUGGAGGCAACUGCACUGACCGAGAGCUGUCCUGCGACUGUGUACCUGGCUUCACUGGACUCCGGUGUGAGCAGGAGGUGGAUGAGUGCAUGUCCAACCCCUGUAUGAACGGAGGCUACUGUCGCAACCUCAUCAACAGAUUCAUCUGCGUGUGCGACAUGAGCUACGCCGGAGACAGGUGCCAGACGGACUUGUCCUCCGUGGGUUUGACCUCUGACCUCUUGCUGUCCAUUAGUCUGGUGUCCGUCAUCCUGCUGCUGGUUCUCAUCCUCACCUCCGUCAGCCUGGUGGUGGCGCUAAAUCGCCGCGCCACCCACGGCACCUACAGUCCCAGCCGGCAGGAGAAGGAGGGAUCACGGGUGGAGAUGUGGAGCAUCACACAGCCGCCCCCUAUGGAGAGACUCAUAUGAGAGCAGGCAGGGACUGUUUCACACGCAGGGUGAUAAUGUGGGUCCUGUACUAAUGAAGGAACUGACGCUAGAAACACUCCUGAUAACAGAUGUUGAAGGAAUACGUCACCCACAAAAUGACUAUUUGUAAAUCAAUUACUCACCCCGAACUCUUGAAGAAAACUUUGUCGCAUGUCUCUACGGUGGUGAAAGAAGAAAAAAAAACAGAGAAAGUUCUGGAUGUAUUCACGGUAACGCGGGGUGAGUAAUUAAUGCACAAAUGGUCAUUUCGUGGGUGAAUUCCUUGAAAGAAUAUCUGCAGCCUGCAUGUAAACAUGGUCUUCCCCUCACUGUACCUCCAUUUUAAAUGACAGCUGUCGUUCUUCACAUGCUGGAAGAUUGUAUGAGAUCUUGUGACCGCGUCAUCGUAUAUCCCAGUGCUUCAUCUAUCUUCUUGUGAUGUUGUGCACCUGGCUUCACCACCUGGUACAUCCAUCUAAAUGCAAAGAUUUGUGUUCAGAACGUAUUGAGCCCGUCACAUCUUUGCGUCUGAUCCAUAUUUUUUUAGGAUUGAUGGACCGGCGGGCAAUCGAAGGAAAAUCUGAUCAGAAUUUGCGACUCACAAACACAUCGUAUUAAAGCCUCAUCUGGAAACAAGCUGAAUGAGUCAGACGGUUCCUCAUUAAAGGAUAAAGCUGGUGUUAUUCCAUAUUUCACAUACUGACAACAAAUUAAAAGAUCAAAACCAACAAUGUGUUAGUCUGACUCUCAAAAACCCCAUUUGUUCCUACUGACAUAAAUCUUUACAAACAAAAGAGCCUUUCAAAUUCUUGCAUGCUGCUUAUUGCUGCCAGUUUUGAUUUCUUUUUCAGUGAACAUUUCCAAUCUACAAUAUUGUAGGUCCUUACUGACACAAGGAUACACUUAAAGAGUCAGAUUUGAGGACGAGUUGCACUAGCUGACAAUAGUUUCUUAGUUUCUUCUCGACUUAUAUGUUAUUAGAAAAAAUAACUUCACUGCAGUUUCAUUUGAACCGCUUAUACUGCUAUGAUUUUUGUUCAUCAUGUUUUAAAUCGUGAAUUUAAUUUCUACCUUUAAUUGUUGGAAAUUGUAAAUAGAAAAUGUGUUGGUUAAUUAAAGUGAAUUUAUUUGUG
Cottoperca gobio is the source of this 5261-nucleotide messenger RNA. It is a transcript of the gene crb1, whose product is annotated as crumbs cell polarity complex component 1. Gene Ontology annotation, molecular function: calcium ion binding; Notch binding. Gene Ontology annotation, biological process: Notch signaling pathway. The coding region runs from base 154 to 4128 and encodes 1324 amino acids. The transcript is spliced from 13 exons. NCBI's taxonomy places the organism in Eukaryota, Metazoa, Chordata, Actinopteri, Perciformes, Bovichtidae. The record is from RefSeq and is a predicted model, not a curated record.